Bufo bufo (common toad) is the source of this 3016-nucleotide messenger RNA. RefSeq names its product membrane bound O-acyltransferase domain containing 2 (gene MBOAT2). Gene Ontology annotation, molecular function: acyltransferase activity. NCBI's taxonomy places the organism in Eukaryota, Metazoa, Chordata, Amphibia, Anura, Bufonidae. The transcript has 13 exons. Gene Ontology annotation, biological process: lipid modification. Gene Ontology annotation, cellular component: membrane. The coding region runs from base 357 to 1913 and encodes 518 amino acids. The record is from RefSeq and is a predicted model, not a curated record.
UGCAGGAGGCUGUGGCUUUGUCAUCUCUGUGCCUGGAGAGACUGCUGGAUGUUUGCAUUACAGUCGUUGCUGUUAUUCAUGAUGUGAGCUCAAGUGCCAGCACUUUAUACAUUUAUAUCUUAUUUUAUUUAUUUUUAGGACCCCCCCCCCCUUUUUUUUUUUAUACUGUGGGGAGGCAGCUCAUCGCCUCCAAUUUGCAGGGAGGUGGGGGGGACGUCUUAGUUUGUGCACCUCUGUGGAUCCAUCGUGGCGAGGAUCCGCAGCAGUCAGGGUCCUUGUUUUCUCUUGGGAGUGAGUGGAUUACAAGGUGAACAUCUUCAGCAUCAUCUUGCUCGUCUUUCAUUGGAGGGAUUGCCAUGGCUACAAGUACCACAGGCUCCACGGUGCUGCUCCCCCUCAGCCAUGCAGUGCAGCUGCCUAUAGACCAGGUGAACUUUGUAGCGUGCCAAGUAUUUGCCUUGCUUGCUGCUAUCUGGUUUCGUACCUACCUUAAUUCAAGCAAAACAAGCUCUUUAAUCAGACAUGUAGUUGCAACCCUUCUGGGCCUGUACCUUGCACUUUUUUGCUUUGGAUGGUAUGCCUUACAUUUUAUUGUGCAAAGCGGUAUCUCCUAUUUCAUCAUGAUCGUUAUAGGUGUGGAACAUAUGCACAAAUACUGCUUUGUGUUUGCUUUGGGAUACCUCACCUUGUGCCAAAUAGCAAGAGUCUAUAUUUUUGAUUAUGGACAGUAUUCUGCAGAUUUUUCCGGGCCAAUGAUGAUUAUUACACAGAAAAUAACAAGCUUGGCUUUUGAAAUCCGAGAUGGAAUCUUUUGUAAAGAAGAAACAUUGACCCCAAGUCAGAGAAGACUGGCCGUUAGACGCAUGCCAAGUCUGCUGGAGUAUUUAAGUUACUGCUGUAAUUUCAUGGGCAUUCUUUGCGGACCGUUAUGCUCGUAUAAAGACUAUAUUGCUUUCAUAGAAGGCAGAUCGUAUCACGUGAAAGAAGCUGAAGUCAAUGGAAAAGAAGACCUAAAAUAUGAUCACAAGGAACCAUCUCCUAAUACAGUUGUCGUGCAUAAAGUUGUGGUCUGUGCAAUAUCCUUAGGAUUCUACAUGACUGCUACGCGGAUAUUACCUGUAGAAUACAAUAUAGAGGAACGCUUUCAGGAAACCUCAUCAGCUCCCACAAGAGUCAUAUAUCUCUACUUGUCUCUAAUGGCUGCAAGACCAAAGUAUUAUUUUGCUUGGACCUUAGCGGAUGCGAUCAAUAAUGCUGCAGGUUUUGGGUUCCAAGGCUACAACAAAAACGGUGACGAGAACUGGGAUCUAGUUUCAAAUCUGAACAUCAAAAAUAUAGAGUUCUCUACAAGCUUUAAGAUGUUCAUUGAUAACUGGAACAUACAGACUGCACUGUGGUUAAAGAGAGUAUGUUAUGAACGCGCCACUUCUAGCCCGACAGCUCGGACCUUCCUAUUGUCAGCGGUUUGGCAUGGCGUAUACCCAGGAUACUACCUGACCUUCUUUACUGGAAGUUUAAUGACGCUGGCAGCACGAAACAUAAGAAGCAAUGUUCGACAUCACUUUCUUCAAUCUUCAGAACUAAAAUUAAUGUAUGACAUGAUGACGUGGAUAGCAACACAAGUGGCAAUUAGCUACACAGUAGCACCGUUUGUGCUCUUAUCAGUAAAGCCAUCACUACAGUUUUACAGCUCCUGGUACUACUGCCUCCACAUUCUCUGCAUAUUGGUGCUGUUACUUAUGCCAGCCCGGGCCAGAAAAAAGGAAAGAACUGAAAAGGAAUCCAUUGCUCCUCCACCAGAGAAAGUGAAUAAAGAAGAAGACAAUUCCGAACACAACAGCCAUGCCACCACCAACAAUAACAGCAGUCAGCGGGAAGAGACAGCCUGGAGGCGCCCCGGCGCGCCCCAAUGACCCACAGACGACAUUUUAUAUGUUUUUACAGUUCCAUUUUUAGAACCUCCUAUCGGUUUGUGAAUCGUGCACAGGACAAGAUGGUAUUACAAAACAUUUUAAUGUAAGGAUAGUACUGCAAGGGAAGCUCGUUGACCCCACAAUGCCAUGCCAUGUGGGCCUAGCCUUACAAUAUUUCCAUUAUUUUAUAAUGGGCACUCAGGACUUGUAACAUACGCUCUUAGGACAGUGUUAUGUGUAUGUUCCUUUAAUGAUCGUAUGAUGUCUCCAGGCAUUGCAGGGGUUAACAAAUUGGGCACAAAUGGUAGAGAUCCGGAAAAAAAUGUUUCCAAACCCUUUGCCUUAAUCCCUUAAUUGUCUCUCUAUCUCUCUAACGAAUGAAAGUACUGAUGUGUUGCGGGCUUGGAUACGAGUAAUCAUCCUCUUCAUGGUGCUGCCAAGAACAGUAGUGAUAAAGCAGUAUUCAAACGAGAUCACGUGAAAUGAAGGGACUAGUCAGGCAGCUCUGCUAGUCCGUCCAACCAAACCACAGCCAUGAGAUGAGGCGACCAACAUGUGGUAGGAUCCUGAAGAUCGCAUUUGUAGGGUUGUCACUGCAGGAUUGCAGCACUGUGUCACUAUAUCCUAUUGAUAUCCUGUAGAAGUGGAAAUUCCAGGUUCUCCAUCGCCACCGUCUUUUCUAUAUCUCCAUACGCUUAUACAUUUUUAGGACUUGGUUAACCAGAUAUGGACCUCAACAUGGUCAAAGGUCAGGAUAUUAUUUCUUCGUAGACUGUCAGACCUCAUGUCUUUAAGAACGAAGUCAGUGGCUCUAUGGGAGUUCAGCGUCCGUUUGACUUUUAUAGGCUCCUCAUCGUUCUUUUCAGAGGCCACAUGGUCAGCCAGUUAUAAUCAGUAACAGAUCACGUGGCCGCCAAAAAAGCUGAAUAGGCGCGUGGCUUUCCUAGCUAUUGUAUUUUACUGACGGACAUCCUAGUAAUGUGCCCUCAGUGUCUUAAAGGGCAUCUGUCAGCAGUUCUGUACCUAUGACACUGGCUGACCUGUUACAUGUGCGCUUGGCAGCUGAAGACAUCUGUGUUGGUUCCAUGCCCAUAGGUGCUCGC